Messenger RNA from Podarcis raffonei (Aeolian wall lizard), 6323 nucleotides. RefSeq names its product NHS like 2 (gene NHSL2). The record is from RefSeq and is a predicted model, not a curated record. The transcript is spliced from 8 exons. Lineage: Eukaryota; Metazoa; Chordata; Lepidosauria; Squamata; Lacertidae. Bases 557 to 3859 code for a protein of 1100 amino acids. Gene Ontology annotation, biological process: cell differentiation.
AAGCCCUAAAGAGAUUAUCCUUCUGAUCUUAGAGCCAUUUUCCUAAAGGUGUGUGAAGUCGAGUAAAGGAAGCAUUUCGAAAACAAGGUCCCACUUGGCCUACAAGUCUGUGUGCAAACACAGGCUCAUUCUCUCUUUUCCCAGGGCCUUGUCGAUAGGAAGGAAGGAGGGACAGGCCUGUGACAAUGGGCCAGCGGGAGUUGACUCAAACAGCCAAUUCCUGGUGAUUUCCUCUCCCUGCCGAGGGGGCCAGAGAAAGUGGGAAAAGGAAGUUCAGCCGAGGAGGACUGGAGGCAGGCGGAUCGCUAGGAACAAAAGGGGCAGCUUCCUAAACUAUUUUCAGCCCUGGCAUGGCAGGACAAUCCGCCUGAAGAAGCAGCCGCCUUGCAGAUUUCACCUUGCUGCCGAUUUCAGAACUGGACUAGGCCGAAAGACAGCAGGGGUGGGUGGGUGUCUGUUGCACAGACCAGGGUGCUGUGAAGGCAUCUGCGUGUGGUGUGGAUGCCCCUGUGCGUGCUUUGACACCGCUGGUGCUGCGUGUGGGACCCCAGCACUCAUGGAGAGGGCAGGAUCCUUGCUUAUGUCCUUGCACAGAGCAGCGACUUCUAACAUAGACCUGGACGUCAAGAAACCCACUCCUCCCAAGCUGCUAUGGCACCAGCCUGUGAAUAUCUUCUUGGCUCGUCCUGUUGGGGUGGAGGAGCUUCACCAUGAAGCUGAACUCAAUCUCCAGAGCUUGCUCCAAGAAGAGUACGAGGAGCCUUACUCAGAAGCCAGGGCCAGUGGUCAGACUUUCCGCUAUGCCAGUUCUCAUUCCGCAGACAGGCCCCUCGACUGCAGCCCGCGGCCCCCAGUACCCAGCAAACGCUUGGAGUUUGUGUUCAUGCCUGCAAGCCAGCAAGUGAAGGAGAACGAGACAACCACGCUGGGGGUGAGGGCCCCAGAGCCUUCAAUUAGCUUGCCCACUACACCAGACAAGCACACCACCUGGACCCGAACUGGCCCUCUGCCCUCCGUUGAAGAGAGGAGGUUGCACCAGCCCUGUUCAACCCAAGCCAACAUUGUUCCCAUCAACGUCUCUGGACAGCCGUUCGCUCGGCACGCAAGUACUCGCCACUCCCUCUUCAACACAGAGACAGCCAUGAAUCCCAAGUCCUUGCUUCGCCGGAGACGGACGGUCAUUGGCUUCCCCCACCUCGCCCUGCGGGACCCAGGGAACAGCAACGGCCCCAUUCUCAACCCUCCAGCGACCAUCGCAGAGUCCGCCUCUUGCAAUUUUGUCCCUGAGGUGGCCAAUGGGAGGAGCUCCACCCACCAGGCCCGCUCCCCUCAGCCAAGGCCACAGCUGAGGAAGACCUUCAGUGACCUUGGGGGAGUUCUACAAGGACGGUAUUGCCAGGGGCCUGCUGGCCACACAGACAACCCUGGGGCAGUGUAUGCCAGCCCAUCGUGCAACGGCCCCAAGGAGGACUUGACAUUCUCCCCUGCCUGGAGCGCAGCAUCUUUUGGCUACGUGAGCCCUUCCGCGAGCCAGAGUGAGCUGGUGAUGGAAAGCGGGGCCCAGUCUCCCCGCAGCCAGAGGGGAACCCCAGACUCUGACCGGCCUGCUUCUUUCUUCAUCAGCAAAGACAACACAGUUGGGAGCAACGGGUCUGGGGUGUUCUGCGCUUCUCCUGAGUCCCCUGUAGAUGCCAACGGAGGCUUGAGGUGUGGGGCAGCAGAGGUCAAGGCUCGUUUGGUCCCCGCCACCCCGAGUGAAGAGGAGUGCCCCCAAGCGGAGAGGCAGCGGGUGAUGUGCAAGUUCCGUGAGAGGUCUCUCUCCGUCCCCACGGACACAGCCUCCUUGUGCUCCAUGGAUAUCGGGGGCAGUGAGACCUGUGCCCUGAGCUACCCCAGCGCCAGCUCCGAGGGCAGCACAAGCACAGACAACGUCUCGCUAGCGGUGGAGCAGGAGGCUCAGGUGCGGUCACGGCGGCCGCGCACCAAGAGCAUCUCUCUCAAGAAGGCCAAAAAGAAGCCCUGCCCACCUACCCGCAGCGUCUCAUUGAUCAAGGAGGGGCAGCUAAGCAUUGCAGAAGCUGGUGACGAGCCGCUGCCGCAGGACCAGAGACCAAAAAGUCUGUGCUUGCUGCCUGACGCGCAGGCCCAGAGCCAAGUCCCUGGGGACACAACCAAAGAGCUGGAAAGCGUGCCGUACUCACAGCAGUGGUACAUGCCAGAGUGGAGUCCUGGCGACCCCUAUUGCUCUCUCUCUGGCUCCAGCACGGCCACUGGGACCACCGUGAUCGAGCUCUCCAAGGCACGGGGUAGCUCUGAGUCCCUCCCCUCGCCUUCCGUCUCCCGGGCCACCACACCUUCCCAGCUCUCCGCUGAGGUCAACUUGAAAACCUCCUCCCCGGCAAGACUGACAGGGGUGAUGUCUCCCUCUAGUGGCUACUCCAGCCAGUCGGAAACUCCGACCCCGACCAUCCCAACAUCUGCCGUUCUGGGCCACACCCCGCAUCAGAGUGGGCGCGCGAGACCCCUUGUGCCCGAGAGGAAAUCCUCGCUGCCCCCAGUCUCGCCCAUGGAGAGAAGCCCCAAGUCACGGCUGUCCUUUGACCUGCCGUUCGCGCCGCCGUCGCACCUGGACCUCUCAGGGCUGAAGAUCUCGCUCAAGGCCAAGCCCAAAGUGAGCCGGCACCACUCCGACUCCACCUUUGGAGCCAAGCUGGGGCCGAAGCUCAGCCCCGUGCAGCCCGUCAUGCCCAUGGUGACACAGCUGGACCUGCGCUCCGUCCGCCUGCGGUCCAUCAGCCGCUCUGAAACAGAGGACAACCUAGAGAGCCUUGAGCCUGUCGAGGAGCCUGGCAAGAAGGUCCGGCCCCCGGUGGCAGAGAAGCCACCCCUUUCCAGGAGGCCCCCGAUGCUCUUGCACAAGACCCCUCCAGUCCAGGAAGAGUCCCCCGUGGGCUCCCCAACCUCUCCACUGACACCCCAGGGCUCGGUCGCUGUAGAGAACGUUUACAUAGUGGCCAGGAGGCCUGAGCACCAGUGGGAUGCAGAUGGCUGGAGCCCUAUGGAGCCGCAGCCCCCCGUGGCAGCCGUCUCUCCAGCACAAGGGCCUCCGGGGACGUUCUUCUCUGCCCGGCGGCUUUCCGAGGACAGCUUGGAGGAGGAGCUGAAGCCAAGGCUGCCGCUGGAGAGAACACCUGGCGGGGAGAGCCACAGAACCAAAGUCCCUCCCCCUGUCCCCAAGAAGCCUAGUGUGCUUUACCUACCGCUGGUGAGCUCCCCGCUCCACCCAGGGGCCUGCGUCGGGGAUCCAAGGUUGGCUGCCAGCCCUGUCAUCAUGCUGGACGAGGACUGUGCUUAUUCCGAGCUGACUCCGUGCAAGGCAUUGACCCCUGUGGCUAAUGCAGUGAGCAUCAGUCCAACAACUGCAGGGUUGUCUUGGGGAAAUGUUUCAGGGAGCUCAGUGGGCUUAAGGGCCGAAGAGAAAAGCUUUGUAAGUGACAAAACCGCCGAGUCGAUAACCGAGGAGGACGACGAUGUGUUUGUGACAUCCCGAACCACAGAGGAUUUGUUUACUGUCAUCCACAGGUCCAAACGGAAGUUGCUUGGUUGGAAGGAAUCCGGCGAGGCCUUUGGCAACCGGCAGAAUUCAAAGAGCAACGAGUGCGCUCCGACGGGCGUCACAAGAACCUCCAGCAGGAAUGAAGAUUUUAAGGCACUCCUUCAAAAGAAAGGUGGCAAGGGCGCUUCAGGCAUCCGCACGUCUGCGGCUGAACUUCUGAAGACCACCAACCCCUUGGCUCGGCGAGUUAUGACCGAGUUUGCUGUGGACGGGACAAUUCAGGGCCCUAAGACCCAGCCAUGAGUAUGUCGAGAGAGAGAGCUUUGUCAUUUCACGCAAUGCCCUAAUCCAACCCUUGGGGAGAUCUGCUUGACUAAGGGUCAGGGUGAGCCUACCACUCCAUUACCGGGGUGGGGGGGUUGUGUUGUUGUUUUUCAUCUUUGUUGAUUUGUUGGCAGUGGUGCCAGACUUUUUUCUGUUUCUUUUUUUACUGGAGGGGGGACUCCUGACCCAAGAAAAAGUGUCUUAAAUGUAGAGCACACACUCAUCCCCAAUGGAAUCAGCCACACAUCUUGGCCCUAAAAGGGAGGAAACUUUUAUAUCUUUUUCCACACUGGAAGAAGGACCUGCGGCAUGGGUGUUCCUAGACAGGGCUAUCCUGCAUUGGUAUCAGACCUAGGCCUGGAACCUUCUUCAAUUGCAUGAGGAGUAGAAUACCUCCUCUCUUUUUCAUCCUGAUCCUCCUGCUUUCCAAGACUACAAAUUUGGCGGGUUGGGGAGUCCCUCUGUACUGAUUUCUUCUCUGCAGUGAAGCUAGCUUGGAACUGUUCAGAGUUUCUUUGGCAUGUGGUACUUUCAGUGCUUGUAGGAUACAAUAUAUGGCUGUUGUGGCUUCUUUUCUUUUUAAUUCCACCCCCCACCCCGCAGAACCUGACUUGAUCAUUUUUAGUUUUGACUGCGAAACUCCUGAGGUAGUGGUGGCGGUGUGGAAAGGUGGUCACUUGGGAGGCAGGUGUUGGUCAAGCAGAGGAACAACAAAGAUCCCUAUUUUUAUUGAUGAUGCCUGACGGUCAUAUCAGGGCUCAGCCCCACUUCUGUGAUUCCUAGUCACGGGUCUGAGAAGUUAUUUUGCCCUUUCGCUUUCCCUGGAGAAACCUGCUGCUUACGCCUGAAUUGGAACAAACGCCAGUCAGGUUUCCUGUGGACUGAGAUUUGUUUCAGUUCAGCAGUGAAGAGUGGGUUUUCCCGGGGAAAGCGGUGGGACAAAAUUAAAGCCUCUUAGGCCCAUGACUAGCAAUCAUGAGGCUUUUAAUCUCAGGGUGGUGAGUUCAAGCCUCACGUUGAGCGAAAAAGCUCCCUGCAUUGUAUGGGGUUAGACUAGAUGAUCCUCGUGUUCCCUUCCAACUCUACAAUUCUGUGAUUCUUAGGAUGAGCCCUAUAACUCCAGUGUCCUUAACAUAUUGCUUGCUGUUCUUUUGCUCAGGGCGGGCAAAAUUCCUCAAUCUGGCCUCAUCACCCUUCAGCCUAAUAUUUCUAUGCUGGCCCCUGAUAACUUUGAAAUAUUCGUUCAGCUCUCGGGAGGGCUGACACCUGGAACAUUUUGAUACAGGAUUGAUUCCCCCACUGCCUUAAAUGCAAAUAUUCAGCUUGGAAUCUGAAAGAUUUUCCUAGCCCUUCUAUAUCCUUGGAACCAGAAAUCCAUUAUCUGACUAGAAGCUCUCGUUAAUGCUGUUGACCUGCUUCUCUUCACAGCCUUAAAUGGAACAAAAGUAAAUUGUCUUGUAGCUGCUGGGUUCCUGAGCUAAUUGUGUCUUUAGAGCCGAAUCCUGCACACAAUGGACUCUGCCCAGCUGGGACACCAUGGGGCUCUUUGCAGACACCAGACUUAGACUAAUGGGCUGGUUGUUCAGUGCCAUCUUGAACAGUGGGCGUAUGAUUGAACUGUACUGAUGGGGUAAUAUUGUUUUAAGGAUCAAUGCAAAGCGUUGGGGCUGAAUAAUGGUUGCAUCAGCUAUCUUGGUCGGAUUCUUCACUUCCGUCCUUGGUAGGAUUCUUCUUUUUACAUCAUGAAGAUGAAAAAAGAAUUAAAAGCAUCUUGCAGCACUGUACGCACUUGCAGAUGAAUUGUGGCAUAAGCUAUCAUAUACUAGAGCCUGCUUAUUCUGAUUAACUAGGUGUUUUCCUAAGCUGGGAUACAUGUGAGCAAAGGGAAGGGCAUACUUUAAAUGGUGGAGGGCAAUUGGCCACAGAAUUUACAAUCUGUGGUUUACAAUUUACAAUCAUCCCUGACCACUGGUCCUGUUAGCUAGGGAUGGUGGGAGUUGUAGUCCCAAAACAUCUGGAGGGCCGAGUUUGUCUGUGCCUGUGAUAGGAGCUGUUGUUGUGUAACACCUGGAGGACAGGUGACAUGUGGAACCCUUGGCUCUCCAGAUGUUGCCGAGCUACACAUCUCAUCAACUUCAGCAAGAAGAACAAUAGCCAGGGAUGAUGGGAGCUUUAGUUCAGCAACAUCUGGAGGGCUAGAGGUUCCCCACACCUGGUAAACAAUGUAACUACAUUGAUCAUCCACAAGAUGACCCAAAAUAAUAAUAAUAAUGCUUGCCAUGUAGGCAAACGCUACCUUCCACUCUUAAGUCUGGGUGAACCAGCCCUUACUGCAGUGCAGUGUGUAUGUGUGUGUAUAAUCUUCACAUGUAAUGUGUCUAAAGAAGCAUUGAAUGCACAUGCACCGCAGGGCAUACCACAAUAUAAAAGCCCCUUCCCUCUC